AGAGGUGGGGAGGGCCCUGUGAUGGGAAUAGCAGGGGGUGCUGCAGGGCAGGAUUGAGCAUUGGGUGAGUGAGGCAGGGGGAUCAGCCUCACUCCCAUGUAUGAUGUCCCUCCCCCGAGCUCUCUACUGUUGGUCUCAGGUGCCUUUAGCUCUGUGCUCCUCCCCCUCCCAGUGGCUGUGCAGUGCUGAUCUGAAAGCAGAAGUUGGGAGGGUCUCAUGACCCGCUGCCUCCCCACAGGAAGUGCCAAGCACAGGUGCAGCCACCAGGGUGGCAGGCAGGAGGCUCAGUGACUGUGACGAGGGCCCUUCCUUUCUCUCUGGGCGCUGGGGGAGUGGGUGGUGUUUUGGAGGAUCUGAAACCCCUGGGCUGGAGGUAGCUCCCUCUCUGUGGCUGGUCAGGUUGUGUUUUCCACGUGGGAAGGCUGCUGGGCUCUACUUGUGCUUCUGGUGCCAGCUGGUGAUCUGGCCAGCCCAUUGUGGAUACUCGUGGCAGCUGGUGGGAGAGCCUUCGGUGCUGCGGGGGCUGGGUCCGUGUCAUGCUGGUUGCUGGCGUGUGGGCACAGCAUCCCCAAAGCCCAGCUCCUGGCUGUUGGGUUUGAUUGGCUCAGCACAGGUCUUCAGAGUGUGCAGUCCCUGCUGCUGGAGUGAUGCCCACCUUCCAGUUCUUGCCCUUCUCGGCCCUGCUGGGCACCCUGGGGCUCCUGUGUGUGGUGUUCACAGGGUUCUGGUCCCAGCACUGGCGCGGAGGCUUUGCCUGGGAUGGCUCCGCCAAGAUGUUUAACUGGCACCCCAUCUGCAUGGUGACAGGCAUGCUGGUGCUGUAUGGGGCGGCGGUGCUGGUGUACCGGGUGCCCAGCUCCUGGGCGGGCCCUAAGCUCCCGUGGAAGCUGCUGCACGCAGCGCUGACCCUAGCAGCCUUUGUCCUGGUCGUGCUGGGGCUCGUCGCCGUCUUCGGGUUCCACAAUGCCCAGGGCACCCCCAACAUGUACUCGCUGCACAGCUGGCUGGGGCUGGCAGCUGUGCUGUUCUUCUCUUGCCAGUGGCUCAUGGGGUUCACUGCCUUCCUGUUACCCUGGUCUCCUGCCUGGCUGCGGAUCAUCUACAAGCCUGUUCACGUCUUCUUCGGCUCCACCAUCCUCGCGCUGGCCAUGGCAGCAUCCAUCUCCGGCAUCAACGAGAAGCUCUUCUUCAGCCUGACGAACAAGACGGUUCCCUACGCUAAACUCCCCCCUGAGGCCUGGUUCGCCAAUUCUCUGGGGAUGCUGAUCUUGGUCUUUGGGUUGCUGGUGUUGUGGGCUCUCGCCACGCCGGCCUGGAAGCGCCCAGAGUCAGAGUCACUGGAGGCCCGACAGCCCCUGCUCCAUUAGGACAAGUGAAGCAGCUGCCUGGAGGAGGAGCCGCUGCCCAGACUCUCCGAUGAGAAGGGCAGCUUGGUGCUCCUGCAGUUGGCGCUGAGCCAUCUCCGGAGCCUGGCCAGCACGGAGCCGAGGGGUGGAGGUGCUCUCCUUGCUCCCUCACCACCCGGCUGCUCUCCCGGAUCCCUGGCUCUUGCCACUCCCCUGCCUUCUGCUCUGGGUUCCUGCAUGUGCUGCUUCUUCCUGGGAUUCACCAGGCAGCCUUGGCCCCUCUUGCCAUUGUGCUGCUGUGCCUUAGGGGCCCUGGCUGACGCUACGGCCUAGAUCAAGUAGCCUGAACUAAAAUAAAAGCCUGCUUUGUGGCGCUUGCCCUGGCAUCGGCUCUGCAGGAGGCAGGGGCUGGUUGUGUGUAAGGAGCCUGUGCUGGCCGCUCAGCUGUAGCAGCGUGCAUGCGCCUGGGGCAUCAGUGUGCCAAGCUCCAGCCAGCUUCCCUUUCCCACUGCCAGCUUAGCACCCACUUCUGCUCUCUGGCGCUGUCCCCUGCUACCUUGGGAGAGUCUCUGCUAGGGCUCAGAGCUAGGGUGACCAGAUGUCCUGAUUUUAUAGGGACAGUCCCAAUUUUGUGGUCUUUUUCUUAUAUAGGUUCCUAUUACCCCCCACUCCCUGCCUUGAUUUUUCACACUUGCUGUCUGGUCAUCCUACUCAGAGCAUUUGCUCUCCAUGGGGUUUGCUUCCAGCCCUGGUCAUACUCCCUCUCCCUUGUCCCAGCUCUUUGAGUGGAGGAAGCAGUCACAUUUCCUCCUGCCAGGAGAGGGCUGCAGAGCAGGAAGCUGUUGUCCAUGCAUCGCUGUGAUGUGCAGGUGGGCUGGGGAGUCCGGCUGCAGUGCCUGACUGCCCUGGGGAUGCUAAGGUGGGAGGAGCUGUUCAGGGCCAUGCUGUUCACUCCUCUGCCCAGGAUCCAUAGAUAAACUCUGUACUGAGCUUCUCUAACUAGUAAAACAGCUCAGGCUCGGAAUCCACUCACCUGCAGCUCUCCGUUUGGAUCUAGGCUGUAUUGCCGUCUCUGGUGCUGUAUCACAGCUCCACCCUGCACAGUCCUACACCAGGCUCCGGUCUGCCUUUCCUACCUCACCUGGGGUGUCUGGCUCUGGCCUCAGCUGCGCUGAGCCCUGAAAGCCACUCCAGCAAAAAUUUCCAAGUGGUUGGGCCUGGAGGCUCUCUAGUGCCUGGCCAAUUCACAGUCUUCAUGGCUGGCCUCUCCCAGGUCCCGGCUCAGUGCGGGCAGGCACCGUGAGCUGUAUCUCCUCCCAGUGACUACGCGCUACCAUUGGCAUGACGUAAUUUGGGGGCUGUACAACAGACACUGUCUGGUACCUGACCCAGCCAGCACUAAUGAAAAUGGACUCAUAGCUUACGCAUCCUUUGGUGGCAUCUGCCACAAGCUGCUCAGAAGCUUUGAGACAAGAUCCUGUCCAUUCUGGGCACUGGAUCUGCUGGGGUGGUGUGGGGUCCCCAUGAAGCAGAUACUUCACUCUGGUUUAAGGAUUCAUGUACAGGAUUAGGGCUAAAUUGUUCGCCAGGUAUUAAUCCCUCCCAUCCCCACAUGGUGUAACAGACAGGGACAUGGUGGGAAGGGUUCAGACCCCCCAGAGAAGGGCAGACAGGGAGUAUGGUUGACUCAAUGGGGAAUAUUUCCCCAUGACUGAUUGCAGGGGGGUGGGACGGGUGGCCCUUCCUAUCCUCUAUGGCUGUGCGUUCUGCUUCUCUGGGUGUGUGCUAUUGCGGUAGGUUGGGAGUGAGCCCACGUGGCUCAAGCUGAGAUCUUAGGAAGACACUGGAGGCUUCCUUAGAAGUGUUUCCAGAGAGAGGCAGUUAAAUGUAUUUGUUGUAUGUGAGAAGCUGCCCAGCCCAGGGGGUUUGAUAGCAUCCACACAGAGGCUCAGUACAUGCUACUGGAGAGGUGGAAUGCAGCUACAGCUGGUUGGAAUUUGAGUUUUCUGUCCCCUGGGAAAUUCUCAGACUUCCAAAUCUCUGGCUUUGUUCUGAGCUGGGAUGCUAAAUCGGUGGCGGGACUCCGUGUGACACCCAGCACGGUGAGGAUUUCAGUUUGAUGGUCUCAACACCUUUUGAUGGGGCAAUGCUUCAGUUUGGCUUAUCUAGAAGUGAAAUGUUUGACAGGGAUGAUUUCCCCCAAAUGUCCAGCUAACUCCAGGCAUUCCCCAAAAUGCAUUGACUCUGUCAAUCAGCUCUUUCUGAUGGAAAACUGUUUGUGGAAAAUGUCCAAACAGCUCUGUAGACAACCUUGAAAAAUCAGGUGGCCCUAGGCUGAAGGGAAAAAAGAGGCCAAAGCAGACAGUGGGAGCAAUUGGAGCAGCUGCCCCUGUACCCAGGAGAGGCAGGGUGCAAUCCAGCAUCAUCCCAUUGAGUACUGGGGCUUACGGGAAUGAAUUAGAGUGACUGUUGCAAAGAGAACUCAUGGGGUGUAGCCUGGACAUCUACCUAACUCCAGGGAAAGGAGCUGGCUGCUGAGUCCUUGCUAAGAGUUCAUGACUUAAAGCUCCAAACUGGGAAGUGUAUUUCCAUCCUGCUGUGUGUGUGUGUGUCUCUCACUCUCAUAAGCUUGGCUGAAGUGUGUGGCUUCCCCCGGGCUUUGUCUCCUAGCUCUAGCUUUAGCCAUAUUAAUAUCUGGGGUACUUCUGAUGUCUUGCUGGGAAACCGUACAGCUGAAUAGGCUAUUUUGAAACGCUGGGGCCUCGGUGGUGGUACUACCCUUUGUUUAAUAAAUAGCACUGUUUUGGAA
Molecule: messenger RNA, 4155 nt
Organism: Malaclemys terrapin pileata
Lineage: Eukaryota; Metazoa; Chordata; Testudines; Emydidae
Product: lysosomal membrane ascorbate-dependent ferrireductase CYB561A3
Exons: 6
Coding region: 648-1367 (239 amino acids)
Cellular component (GO): lysosomal membrane
Molecular function (GO): oxidoreductase activity
Source: RefSeq, a predicted model, not a curated record